Messenger RNA from Cannabis sativa, 3109 nucleotides. RefSeq names its product subtilisin-like protease SBT1.4. The coding region runs from base 263 to 2620 and encodes 785 amino acids. The transcript has a single exon. Lineage: Eukaryota; Viridiplantae; Streptophyta; Magnoliopsida; Rosales; Cannabaceae. Gene Ontology annotation, biological process: proteolysis. The record is from RefSeq and is a predicted model, not a curated record. Gene Ontology annotation, molecular function: serine-type endopeptidase activity.
UAAUGACCACCUAAAAAAUAUUAACUCCAAAAGAUUAUAAAUUGCUUUAACAAUGUAUGUAGCCAGAGAAAUGCACAAGUUGCACUCAAAUUAAUUAAAUAAAUAAAAGACAAAAAAUAUGAUUAAUUAAAAAGAAAAAAAAAUAAUGAAAUAGCAUGACCAAUCACAUUACUCUAUCUUCAACUUGAGAACAGAGCCGAACAGAUCAUUUGUUUGUUCCCUAAACUCUUGGAGCAAAAAAAUCUCCAAACACGAAGCAGCCAUGGCUGUUGUUUCAGAUUCUUCUUCUUUGAUUCUCUUCUUUUUCAUAUGUCUCCUCUCUCUAUCUGUAAUUUCAUCAUCUCAUUCUCAUCCGAUCGAUGAUGCUCCACAGACUUUCAUCGUCCACGUGUCAAAAUCCCACAAGCCUUCCUUUUUCACUUCCCACCACCACUGGUAUUCCUCCAUCAUCAAAUCCCUCCCUCCUUCUCCUCACCCCACUAAGCUUCUCUACUCCUACGAAAAAUCCAUUAAUGGCUUCUCCGCCACUCUCACUGCUGCUCAGGCCGCUAAGCUACGCGACUUUGCUGGGGUCAUCUCCGUUGUUCCAGACCAAGCCCGUCAGCUCCACACCACCCGGACUUACCGGUUCUUGGGCCUCGCAGAUGGGUUUGGGCUCUGGCCUAAUUCCGAUUACGCAGAGGACGUUGUGAUUGGAGUUUUGGACACUGGGAUUUGGCCUGAACGACCGAGUUUCUCCGAUUCCGGUUUGUCUGCGGUUCCGUCCGGUUGGAAAGGGACUUGCGAGAGCGGACCCGAUUUCCCGGCUUCGAGUUGUAACAAGAAGAUUAUUGGAGCGAAAGCCUUCUACAACGGCUACCUUGCGAAAUUGGGGGGAUCCAUUGUUGGAUCUAAGGAAUCGAAAUCACCCAGAGAUACAGAAGGUCAUGGCUCCCAUACGGCUUCCACGGCUGCCGGAGCUGUGGUCUCGAACGCGAGUUUUCUCCAUUACGCUCAGGGAGAAGCCAGAGGAAUGGCGACCAAAGCCCGAAUCUCCGUCUACAAAAUCUGCUGGAGCUUGGGAUGUUUCGAUUCGGAUAUCUUAGCAGCCAUGGACCAAGCGAUUUCCGAUGGUGUUCAUAUAAUUUCUCUUUCCGUUGGGGCAAAUGGACACUCGCCGCCGUACUAUUUGGACUCGAUCGCAGUUGGGGCAUUCGGGGCAUCCCAACAUGGCGUCUUGGUUUCCUGCUCCGCUGGAAACUCCGGUCCCAACCCUUCCACUGCUACCAACAUCGCUCCUUGGAUACUGACCGUCGGUGCUUCCACCAUCGACAGAGAGUUCCCGGCCGAUGUCGUUUUGGGUGACGGUAGAGUUUUAAACGGCGUGUCUCUGUACGCAGGAGAGCCUUUGGCUGCCGAUGCAAAGCUUUCGUUGAUCUACGCCGGUGAUGCAGGAAAUAGGUACUGCUAUUCUGGGUCUCUCAUUGCCUCUAAAGUCGCCGGAAAGAUUGUCGUUUGCGACCGUGGCGGUAACGCAAGAGUGGAAAAAGGUAGUGCUGUUAAGCUCGCAGGUGGUCUUGCUUUAGUGUUAGCUAAUACAGAAGACAGUGGGGAAGAGCUCAUAGCUGAUUCUCAUCUUAUACCAGCGACCAUGGUUGGUCAGAUUAAUGGUGAUAAAAUCAAACAGUAUAUAAAAUCAAGUGAUGAUCCAACGGCUACUAUUCUGUUUCGGGGGACUGUAAUUGGGUCAUCCCCUGCUGCUCCAAAGGUAGCUGCUUUCUCGAGCCGCGGUCCGAGUUCUCUCACCCCAGAAAUCCUAAAACCGGAUGUUAUAGCACCUGGGGUCAACAUUUUAGCUGGAUGGACUGGCUCGGUUGGUCCAACAGAUUUGGAUAUUGAUCCAAGGCGUGUUGAGUUCAAUAUAAUCUCAGGUACUUCAAUGUCUUGCCCACAUGUUAGUGGGCUUGCAGCUCUGCUUCGAAAGGCUUACCCUGAUUGGUCACCGGCUGCUAUAAAAUCUGCUCUGAUGACAACAGCUUACAACUUGGACAAUUCUGGUGAGACUUUUGAUGAUCUUGCAUCAGGGGAAAAAUCAACACCUUUCAUUCAUGGAGCAGGACAUGUUGAUCCCAACAAAGCUCUCAAUCCGGGUUUGGUUUAUGAUCUUGAUGUUAAUGAUUAUGUGGCUUUCCUUUGUUCUAUUGGGUAUGAUUCUAAGCGUAUAUCAAUAUUUGUUAAAGCACCCACUAGAGCUGAUAUUUGUGAAACGACAUUUAACAAAGUUGGGGCUUUGAGUAGCCCUGGUGGUUUGAAUUAUCCAUCGUUUUCGGUUGUUUUCGAUUCACAUCAAGGUUUGGUCAAGUAUAAGAGGGUUGUCAAGAAUGUUGGAAGUGAAGUUGAUGCUGUUUACCAAGUGACAGUGAGUUCACCCCCGGGGAUUGAAAUUAAUGUUUCUCCAAGCAAGCUUGUGUUUAGUGGUGUGAAUCAAACACAAGCAUACGAGGUUACAUUCUCUACUAGUGUUGAUUACAGUAAAUCGGCCAAGUUUGGCUCGAUUGAGUGGACUGAUGGGACUCAUAAAGUUCGAAGCCCAGUUGCUUUUAAGUGGAGCAACAAUGGGGGGCUCAUAGCUUCUGAAUGAGUUAAAAGAGUUGGGAAAGAGAUCCAGCUGCAUUGGGAGUUAUGCAUCCAGCAUUUGCUUUAAUGCCAAAGUUAAUUUAAUUUAAUUUCUUCUUGUACAAAUUUGAAGACUCAGGUGUGACUACGGAGGAUUAUCAUAUACUCUUGCGUUAUUGAUCAGAAAAAAAGGUUGAUUCUCUACUUGUUGGAUUGGUAUAGAAGUGGUAUGCAUAAAUGAUUUACAAGACCAGAGUUUGGAUCUCUUUGGUAAGGCAUUGUUUAACUUCAGUUUCUUAUUUUAGAAAAGAAAGAAGCACAUUCAACCUUCGCUCGUAAAGGUCUUUUUUUUUACUUUUCAAUAUAGUACAAGUACUUCUGAUUUGUGCAUAAGCUGAUCUUUAUGUAAACUCUACUUUGGGGUUGAUCCAAAAUUUAUUUACUCUUUUGAAUUGGCCCUGUUGAUUUAAUUUCAAUGCACAAAAAUAAUAAAUAAAAGGGAGAUGUUGCUUUA